AGCCUUCACUCUCAUCUUUUCCUAUUCCAUUCUCUUUGGUCUUUCAGAAACAUGCGUGAAGUCAUCUCCGUACACGUUGGCCAGGCUGGUCUCCAGAUUGGUAACGCUUGCUGGGAGUUGUACACUGUCGAGCACGGUCUCAGCCCUGACGGUCGUCUCAGCGAUGGCGCCGUCGCCAACGAUGAUGGCUUCAGCACUUUCUUCUCCGAGACGUCCUCGGGCAAGCAUGUGCCACGCUCUCUAUACGUGGAUCUGGAACCCAAUGUCAUUGAUGAGGUCAAGACUGGCACAUACAGGAGUUUAUUCCACCCUGAGACUCUGAUCAAUGGCAAGGAGGACGCUGCGAGCAACUAUGCUCGUGGACAUUAUACCAUUGGCAAAGAGAUGAUUGAUAUCGUAAUGGACCGAGUGCGCCGCCUCGCGGACAACUGCUCUGGUCUCCAGGGCUUCUUUGUAUUCCACUCCUUUGGCGGUGGAACUGGUUCCGGAUUUGGUGCCUUGAUUUUGGAGCGCCUAUCCACGGACUAUGGCAAGAAGUCGAAGUUGGAGUUCAGCGUGUAUCCCGCCCCAACGCUGGCGAACUCCGUCGUUGAACCAUACAAUUCAGUUCUGACUACGCAUACGACUUUGGAGCACUCCGACUGCUCUUUCAUGGUUGACAAUGAAGCUAUUUACGACAUUUGCAAGAAGAACUUGGGUAUCUCUUCUCCCGGAUUGACCAACUUGAACAGGCUGAUCGCACAAGUCGUCUCUUCAAUCACCGCGUCUUUGCGUUUCGACGGAUCCCUCAACGUUGAUUUGAACGAAUUCCAGACCAACUUGGUUCCGUUCCCCCGUAUUCACUUCCCCCUUGCCACUUUCGCUCCAAUCAUCUCCGCCGAAAAAGCGCACCAUGAACAGAACUCGGUUGCUGAUAUGACGUUCUCUUGUUUCGAAACCGGCAACCAGAUGGUCAAGUGCGACCCCAGGGAAGGGAAAUACAUGGCCUGUGCCCUCCUUUACCGUGGAGACGUCGUUCCCAAAGAUGUCAACGCUGCUGUGGCUAUCAUCAAGACCAAGCGCACCAUCCAAUUUGUCGACUGGUGCCCAACCGGCUUCAAGCUUGGUAUCUGCAAUGAGCCUCCCGCACACGUUCCAGGCGGUGAUCUCGCCAAGGUGACACGCAGUAUGUGCAUGCUUUCAAACACGACUGCUAUUUCGUCGGCCUGGAGCCGCCUCGACCACAAGUUUGACCUCUUGUACUCGAAACGGGCGUUCGUCCACUGGUACGUUGGUGAAGGUAUGGAGGAGGGCGAGUUCUCCGAGGCCCGGGAGGACCUGGCUGCUCUUGAAAAAGACUACGAGGAGGUUGGUAUUGACUCGGCCGACAUGGAAGAGGCCGGCGAAUAUUAGACCUGGUUGUAUGCAUUUUUUUCACGAUUGCGAUGGCAGCUUAGUUGAC
This is a messenger RNA of Guyanagaster necrorhizus, 1441 nucleotides long. Its product is annotated as tubulin alpha. The record is from RefSeq and is a predicted model, not a curated record. Gene Ontology annotation, biological process: microtubule-based process. Gene Ontology annotation, cellular component: microtubule. Lineage: Eukaryota; Fungi; Basidiomycota; Agaricomycetes; Agaricales; Physalacriaceae. The transcript is spliced from 8 exons. Gene Ontology annotation, molecular function: structural constituent of cytoskeleton; GTP binding. The coding region runs from base 52 to 1392 and encodes 446 amino acids.